Macadamia integrifolia is the source of this 2097-nucleotide messenger RNA. Its product is annotated as laccase-17-like. NCBI's taxonomy places the organism in Eukaryota, Viridiplantae, Streptophyta, Magnoliopsida, Proteales, Proteaceae. Gene Ontology annotation, cellular component: apoplast. Gene Ontology annotation, biological process: lignin catabolic process. The record is from RefSeq and is a predicted model, not a curated record. Bases 43 to 1797 code for a protein of 584 amino acids. Gene Ontology annotation, molecular function: hydroquinone:oxygen oxidoreductase activity; copper ion binding. The transcript has 7 exons.
AGAGAGAGAGAGAGAGAGAGAGAGAGAGAGAGAGAGAGAGAGAUGGGUUUCUUUCUAUUUUCCUCAUCACCACUUCCAGGAGCUUUUUUCUUGGCCUUAACCACUCUGUGGCUUCUGCCCUUGGUAGUAGUUGCCCAGCAUUCAGGAAUUACAAGGCACUACAAGUUUGAUAUCAAGUUGCAGAAUGUAACAAGGCUAUGCCACACAAAGAGCAUUGCGACUGUCAAUGGCCAGUUUCCGGGGCCUCCACUUGUGGCUCGAGAGGGUGACCGGGUAAUUGUCAAGGUGGUUAACCAUGUCAAGAACAAUGUCACCUUGCAUUGGCAUGGAAUUCGACAGCUUCGAAGUGGGUGGUCGGAUGGGCCAGCUUACAUAACUCAGUGCCCUAUUCAAACAGGCCAGUCCUAUGUGUACAACUUCACUAUUACUGGGCAGAGAGGAACCCUUUGGUGGCAUGCCCACAUCUCAUGGAUGAGGUCUACUCUUCAUGGGCCUAUUAUCAUCCACCCCAAACUCAGUGUCCCUUUCCCAUUUCCCAAACCCUACAAGGAAGUACCCAUCUUAUUUGGUGAAUGGUGGAAUGCAGACACAGAAGCAGUGAUCAGCCAGGCUCUACAGAAUGGAGGAGGCGCUAAUGUCUCUGAUGCCUACACCAUCAAUGGACUCCCAGGUCCUUUGUACAACUGCUCUGCUAAAGAUACAUUCAAGCUCAAGGUGAAGCCUGGGAAGACAUAUCUCCUCCGUUUGAUCAAUGCUGCACUCAAUGAUGAGCUCUUCUUCAGCAUUGCCAAUCACACAGUUACAGUGGUUGAAGUUGAUGCAGUCUACGUGAAACCAUUCAACACCAAGACACUCCUCAUUACCCCUGGACAAACCACAAAUGUUCUCCUCAGGACAAAACCUAAAUUCCCCAAUGCCACCUUCUUCAUGGCUGCUAGACCAUAUUUCACUGGCCGUGGUACCAUUGACAACUCAACCACUGUUGGGAUCCUCGAAUAUGAACACCCAACCACUUCUUCUUUUCCAAUUAAGAAGCUUCCUCUCUUCAGGCCACACCUCCCUUCCCUCAAUGACACUUCUUUUGCUGCAAAUUUUACAAAACGAUUCCGAAGCUUGGCCAGUUCUACUUUCCCUGCAAAUGUUCCCCAAAUUGUGGACAAGCACUUCUUCUUCACAGUUGGGCUAGGAACAAACCCAUGCCCCAAGAACCAGACAUGCCAAGGGCCCACCAAUACCACCAAAUUUUCUGCCAACAUAAACAAUGUCUCUUUUGUUCUUCCAACCAGAGCCCUCCUUCAAACACACUUCUUUGGCCAAUCAUCAAAGGGUAUCUACACCACUGACUUCCCUAUCAGUCCACUUAUACCCUUCAACUAUACAGGCACUCCCCCUAACAAUACCAUGGAUAGCAAUGGCACUAAGGUUGUGGUGCUGCCCUAUAACACUAGUGUAGAGCUGGUGAUGCAGGGCACUAGUAUACUUGGUGCAGAGAGCCACCCUCUUCACCUCCAUGGAUUCAACUUCUUUGUUGUUGGCCAAGGCUUUGGCAACUUUGAUCGUAAUAAGGAUCCAGCUAAGUUCAAUCUCAUUGACCCUGUUGAAAGGAAUACCGUUGGAGUGCCGUCCGGUGGUUGGCUUGCCAUUCGCUUCCUUGCAGACAAUCCAGGUGUGUGGUUCAUGCAUUGUCAUUUGGAAGUCCACACUAGUUGGGGGUUGAAGAUGGCAUGGAUCGUCUUAAAUGGAGAAAGCCCCAAUCAAAAGUUGCCACCACCACCAUCUGAUCUUCCCAAAUGUUGAUCAUGACCAUCUUAAUUCAUUUUGAUCGGAGUGCAAUGAAUUUUUUUUUUUUUUAAAUUUAUUUCUUUAAUUAUUUUUUUGUUUGCAGUUUAUCUUUCUAAUCGUACUACUGUCACAAGCAGAGGAAAGGAAAAGAGGAUAGAGAUUAGUUUUUUUCUUUCCUUCUUUUCCCCCUCCCCCUAAAUUUCGAGUUCAUCAUGUUUGCGAAGGAUUUUUUUUUUUUUUUUUUUUAACUUGUGAAUGAAGUUUUGAAAAUACAUCAAUGGAAUAAAAAAUUGAUCUAUUGAUAUUUAUUUUUCC